AUGUCAAUGAUUAUCAAACAAAUUAAAAUGUUCAAUCGAAAUGAAGAUCGCCAUAGAACUCCGCGAAGUUUUCCAAGUGGCGCUCAAAAAAGAAAAAUUGCUGCUGAAAAAGAAAAAAAUUUUGAGCAUUCACUUUCUAAAACUCCGAAAAUAAGCAAUUAUUUUAUUUCUUAUCAAAACUCUGAAGCUAUAAAAACCGAACAACCAGUUAGUCCUUCAAGUUUAGCCAUUUCAGAAUUUGCUGAAUGUGAAUCAAAAAUUUCUGCCAUUGACAUUGCCUGCGUUAAUUCAGAAGCUGUAUGUAAUGAAAAACCAAAUAUUUCUUCAUCAGAUAUUUUAGAAUUUGGUGAAGUUGAAUCGAAAACCGACACCGCAGUGCAUUUAGAGGAGACAUUAGAAAAUCCUAAUUUUCUGACUGAUAUCGGACUUUGGGUACAACCUUACUCCGAUGAUAUGAUCGACUUCUGGAUAAAAAAAGGUCCAACUGAAUUACAAAACAGCGACGAAAAAAUCCUCUCUAAAUUUUCUUCUACUCAGAUAAGGCAAAAUGUGAGUGAGACAACUUCACCGAAUGUAGCACUAAGUCAAGAAGGGUACUGCGAUUGGAAACAUGCAUCAGAACGUGUAUGUCAACAUGAAAUAUCGAAGAAUCAUUUGAACUCGGUUACAGCUUUUUCAUCACGUUACAAUGAAACAACUUGCAUUGAUAGCAAAAUAAAAGAACAGGCCACUGAAGUAGCUCGAUAUUGGAGAAAAGUUCUUAAAAGAGUUGUAGGCACCGUUAAAUUUCUUGUUGAACGUGGACUAGCUUUUCGAGGUCUCGAUGAAAUUAUUGGCUCGCCAAACAAUGGAAAUUUUCUGGGAAUUAUGGAGUUAAUUGCUCAAUUUGAUCCUUUUCUUGCGACUCAUAUGGAAAAAUAUGGAAACAAGGGAAGUGGUCACACAAGUUAUUUGUCGUCAACAGUAGUAGAAGAACUAAUUUUUCUUAUGGGAAAAGAAGUAUUGCGCGAAAUAGUUUCCCGCAUAAAAAAAGCGAAAUACUAUUCUGUAUCAGUUGAUUCUACGGUUGAUGAAGGACACAUUGAUCAGUUGACUGUGGUCAUAAGAUACAUGGAAAAUUUGAAUCCAGUAGAACGGUUUUUAACCUUUAUUCCGAAUGUUGGCCACCAAGGCAAAGAUAUGGCCCAAGCUCUUCUUGGAUUUUUAAGUAAAUAUGAUUUAGACAUAAUGGAUUGUCGAAGUCAGUCUUAUGAUAAUGCACCAAAUAUGAGUGGCAAAUACAAAGGUAUGCAGGCUUUGAUAAAAGAGGAAAAUCCUUUGGCUGAACAUCUUCCAUGCUUUGGGCACUCAACGAAUUUAAUAGGAAAAUCAGCUGCCAAUGCAUGUCCUGCUGCCGUUCAUUUCUUUGACUUUGUCCAAGAACUUUGUGUAUUUUUUACUAAUUCAACAGCGAGAUAUAAAAUCUUAAUUGAAAAAUUAUCUGCCGCGACACCAAGAGGAAACUUCUAUACUUUAAAAAAGCUAAGCGAUACUCGUUGGUCGUAUCGCGCAGAUGCCACUAAAGCUCUGGUUCAUGGGUACAAACCUAUUCAAGAUGCAUUAGAUGAAAUUUACAACGACGUUGAACAAAAAAGUAUUGUGAGAAACGAAGCUUUUGGUCUUUUACAAAAAAUGGCUAAACUAGAAACUGCAAUUUAUACUAAAUUUUGGCAUGACAUGCUUGAAAGGUUCAAUUCAACAAAUGAAAUUUUACAAAGUUCCACAAUGAUUCUUUGCACAGCUGUUAACUGCCUCAAGUCAUUAAAAACAUUUGUUGAAUCGAAAAGAGACGCAUUUGAAACGUAUGAAGUUGCGGGCAAAGAAUUAUCUAAUGUUCAAGAGUAUGAAAUUGUACGUGUAAGGAGACCAAAUGUGACUCGCAGACCUCUUGACUGUGUACAAGCACCUUCGGUUCAAUUAUUGCCUAGAGAUAAAUUUCGAACAGAGAGUUUUCUUCCGGUUUUUGAUCAAUUAGUCUCGUCAUUAACUGAACGAAUAGCAGCUUAUGAGGUUAUCUAUGAAAGAUUUGGGUUUUUAGCCGAAUUGAGUACUAUAGAAUCUGCCGAGUUAGAAAGAAAAGCAAAUAAUCUUGUAGAUGUCUAUCCUGAAGAUCUAGAUGGGAAUCUAGCAAACGAACUUUUACACCUUGUGGCUUUUUCUAAACAAUACGAAAAAAGAGAAAACGAGUCUGGCCUCCACCUGACUCUGGCCCCAGGGCCUCCACAAUCCUAA
This is a messenger RNA of Leptopilina boulardi, 2271 nucleotides long. RefSeq lists its product as uncharacterized. The record is from RefSeq and is a predicted model, not a curated record. The transcript has 5 exons. Lineage: Eukaryota; Metazoa; Arthropoda; Insecta; Hymenoptera; Figitidae. Bases 1 to 2271 code for a protein of 756 amino acids.